This is a messenger RNA of Schistosoma margrebowiei, 3998 nucleotides long. Lineage: Eukaryota; Metazoa; Platyhelminthes; Trematoda; Strigeidida; Schistosomatidae. The record is from the annotation of a GenBank genome assembly.
AUAAAACGAAAAUAUUUAUUCGAUACAAGAAAAUCAAUCACUCUUUUUUUAAGGAAAAACAAUACAGAAAUUUGGCAAAUAACAUUUAUGUAAUGUAUAUUCCAUGAUUUCAAAAACAAAAAUGGAUAGAUAGAAUAGAAACAAAUAAUACCUCAAAAUGAUACUUAAGUCAUCGAUACUAAAAUAAUGAUAACAAUUCAACAUAAUAUCUUUUCACAUUUACCAGACAUAUCUUCCUACCCCCCCCCGCGAAAACUAAACUAUUCGCCGGAAAAAAAACCAACUUCAUAAAUCAAAAUACAAACAGUCUGACCUUUGCCGGUAGAAAUAUAUUUUUCUGAAUCAAAUAAUUCAACCAAUCAUAAGUAAGAUAUGUUCAACGCAUACUUUUUAAAUUUUAACCAAUCAAAUAUUAAAUGUUGAUUUUAGUUAUUACUGAAUAUAAUGAAGAGAACACGUGUUAAGCCUUGUGUUGUUAGUAUAUAGGCAAAUUAAUUGUUAAUAUAUAACUUAUAUGAAAUGAAUGGAAUAAUAGUAAACUAGAUAUACAAAAAUUUCAUUAUAUUAUUCAUCGAAAAUGCAUUGAACAAAAGAAAAAAGAACAAUAUUGUGGAUGUAUUUCUUAUUAUAUUUAAUAAUGCUCAGGUUUAUUAAAAAACAAUUCAGGAUAUAUUUUUGUAUUUUACAUUUAUAUAUUGGUACUAUAUGGAUAUUUAUUAAUAUCUGGUUAUUUACUAACAAUCUAGUUUAUUCUAUACCUCAUCAAUUUGGUGAAUCUCUACAAAUUAAUGAAGCAGCGAAUUUGCUUUAUCGAUACGGGUACAUGGAUGACUAUUCCAAAACUCAUAAUAAUAAUAAUGGUAACCCUAUACCACCACAUCAAAAUCCAUAUGAAUCUAAAUUUCUUUAUCCAGAUAAAUUAUCAUUAACUAAUCCACCGAAAGAAUUUAAUAAUGCAAUUAGAAAAUUUCAAAGACAAUAUAAUCUACCUAUUACUGGUAAAUUAGAUGAAGCUACAAAAAAUUUAUUAAUUUCACCACGUUGUGGCAAUCCAGAUCAACAAAUUAAUUUGAAACAAUCAUCAACAUUAUUAUCCAAAUUAAAAUUUGGCAGUACAUUCCAUUUUAAUCAUAAUUAUUCAUUAACUGUACAAAAUGCUAAUAAUAAUCACAAUGAAAGAAGAUUAUUAAAAAGACAAAAACGUUAUUUAAUUGGUGAUGAAAAAAUGAAAUGGACAAAGAAACAAUUAACUUGGCAAAUCCAAAGUUAUCCAUCACAUUCUUUAUCAAGGGUACGUGCACAUGCAGUAUUUCAGCAUACAUUCAAUUUAUGGUCAAGAGUGGUUAAUUUAGAUUUUGUGGAAGAAAAAGAUUAUUAUAAACCAGCUGAUAUUGUGAUACGAUUUGGGGCUGGCAAACAUGGAGAUUCUAUACCAUUUGAUGGAGCAGGUGGAGUACUAGCACAUGCUUACUAUCCAACACCGGAUAAUGUAUAUUCAUUUUCUGGUGAUGCACAUUUUGACGAUGAUGAAAUCUGGAAUGAUGGACCACAUAAAACACAUAGAAAUUUGAUUUCCGUCGCAGCUCAUGAAUUGGGGCACAGUUUAGGAUUAGGUCAUUCAUCUGUACCAACUGCCAUUAUGUAUCCUUACUACACAAGAACAUGGGAAAAAGUUAAGUUGGAUCCAGAUGAUAUCGCUGGAAUACAACAAAUUUAUGGUGCUGCUAAACCGGGUAAAUUUAUACCACCUGAACCAAGUUUGCCUGAUAUACCCCCACCACCACCUGUAACUACAGAAGCUCCAAAACGUGAGAAUGUUUUCGAUUUUUGUAAUAUCAGUGUUGAUGCAAUCAUUAAAAUCCGUAAUUUAGAAUUGUAUGUUUUUAAAGGAGAAUGGCAAUGGCGAGUAACAUGGUCAAAAACUGUAACAACAUGGAUUACCUAUCAAUUUCGUGAUGGUCCAGCAAAAAUAACUUAUUACUGGCCUGCAUUACCUAAAUACGUUGAUUACAUUAAUGCUGGUAUUGAACGCCAUGAUGCAGCUAUUUAUAUUUUUCGAGCUAAAAAAUUCUGGCUACUAUUGGAUAAUAUGAGAAUGAAACCUGGAUUUCCAAGUGAUGGAUUACCUCUAACUAAUCUUGGACUUCCAUCGUACCUGGAACGUGUAGACAGUGUAUUUUUAUGGGGAGAAAAUCAAGCAAUUUAUAUCUUCGCUGGAAAAUAUUACUGGCGCUUGGAUGAGAAUUCUGGUCCAUUUGGCAAAGUAAUUAAUAGUCCGGACUAUCCUCGUCUGAUAGAAGAUACAUGGCAGGGAGUUCCUGUUCCUACACAAGCUGCAUUUACCGGUCUCAAUGAUGAAACUUUGUUUUUUAAAGGUACAAACUACUAUGUAUUCGAUAAUAUAGCAAUGCGUACACGUCCUGGAUAUCCGAAACAAGCCUCACUAGGUAUACUUGGUUGUAUGAAAUGAUUAAGAAAUAACUGAAUUGAAACAGAAGAAGAAGAAGAAACAUUACAUCAUUACAAACCAUUAGCAAUAUUAAAACUAAAGUUCAUUUUGAAUUUCAAUCAAUUGUUUUUACUCAUUAAUUUUAUAUGUCUAUAUGUCAAUUUUGAACAGAAACUGUGUAAUAAACCCUAGUUUAUUCAAAUUAACUUCAAACUUUAUAUUACUUUUUUUUAAAGAAUCUAUGUACACCCUACAUGAGAAAAUGAAAACAAGUUAUCACUUUUACAUAAAUAAUUAUCAAAACUAUGAAAAGAAAAAUCUGAAUCCUUUGUAAUUUAUUGUAUUCAUAAUUAACUUGACAUGCCUCUCUUGUGAAUUGGAUUACCUUUCAAGGUGAGACUAUAAUUUAUGGACGAUCUUUGACUGAUGUUGAGGGUGUCCAACUGAUAACUAGAACCAAAUGAGGGUUAUAAAUUAGUGUGAGGAAUUUGAAUUAUGAUUUAAGGUUUUCAUCACGAACUGACAUUAGAUAUAAUGGUGAAACUCUAUUUAGACAAAUGGAUGAGUGAAUUUCGCGCCAAAAUCUGAGACCUGUUAUAUUAUACCUGAUUGGUUGGUUCAUAAAUUACGCUUUCCUCCCUUUCAAUUUUAUUUAUUAUUCUUCUUAUAACAAAAAAUUUCCUUAAUGAGGUGGAUUUUAAAUAGUUUGACUAGAAAAUUUCACUUAACUUCUCUUUAAUACAUUUACUUAUCUUUACAUAUGAACCUGUGAAAUGUCUUUUUCUGUUCAUUUUUUUUUUUAAUUUUCAAUGUUUUCUUUAAUUCCUUAGUCAUUUUUCUAUUGUUUUGAGGACUUUUAUUCGUGAACAUUCUGGAAAAUUAAAGCAGUUAUAAUACUAAUUACCUUGAAAGUAACCAUAACUGUACUAUUUUUAGUUAUUACUGUUGUUAAUAAUAUCAUAACUAUCAAAUUAUUACAAUUGUGAAGAUAACGAGCAAUUCUAAUUGUUAUGAAUUUAAUCUUGUAAUGGUUUGAAUUAUUCUAUGAUAUUGUUGACUAAAUUUUGAUCAGUAUUCGUUGUCAUAUGUGUAUUCUUUACAGAUUACUUUUACAUAGCCAUUUUUCACAAGUUUACAUAAAACAGAUGGAAUGUGACUAAAAGUGGAAUUCAGAACGUAUGUUUCGUCUAUAUUUUGGACGGGAAUCGACUAUUGGACGAAGGUACACCUGGCUGAGAAUUUUAAAAUAGGACAAAACGCUCGUCCACAUUCCACUUAUUCUAUAUAAACUGUAUUAUUAGCGUGACUGUCAUUAUUUGUAAUAUUUAUAUCGCGAACGAACAAGAAGGCUUUAGGUUCAAGACUUACAUAAAAAGUUAUAUACAGAUGUAUAUGCACAUGAACUCAUACACAUGCACAUCAGACAGUGGUCAUUUAGUACAUCAAGUAUGAGAGAAUGCAGUAAAUUCAUUGUAUAAAACUUGUAAAUGAAUAUUCAACUGUGAUAAGUUUUUUUAAUAUGUGCUUGAAAAUAUAAGUACGCUUCAGA